AUUUCACCAGAACACUGUCUCAGCGACAACAGCACUGCUUUCACCAUGCCUUCUUCUCAAGUUCUCGGGGUUACUUUGGCAUCUCUGUUGGUGUUUUUGGUCUGCAGUGCUACUGCACAAGAUGGAAUUACUUAUUUGACUAACGGUGCCAGAGUUCUCGUACCUGUUGGUCAAGAGAUAAAAGACUUACCUCCAGUUAAUCAAAAAUCAGCUUCUGAGUACAGUGAUGUCAUUGAUAAUGCAGCUAAACCCGAAACUUUUAGCCCUUACGAGUUUGGAUUUGCACUGAACGACGGAAAUGGAACAACACAACAUCGCCAAGAAAUUAGGAAAGAAAAUGGUGACGUUCAAGGCAGUUACGGAUACGUGGAUCCUCUCGGCGUUUACAGAAGAGUCGAAUAUUACACUGAUGCUACAGGUUAUCAUGCCAAAGUCAAAUCUAACGAGCCAGGACUUUCCAACAGAAACAGUGCCAACACAAUUUUCGUUGUCGAGAAUCCUCCAGCUUCUGCUAUUUUUCCAGAACAACGACCAGUAAUUGUAAUACCAAGCAGACCUGUAGCUUGAUUUCCUUCAGCAGACGACUUCAAAACAUAGAAAUAACGGACAAAAUUUUGUUAAAUUCGUUAUACCUGAGUAUCUGAAUAAAGCAUAGUUUAAGAA
This is a messenger RNA of Stegodyphus dumicola, 663 nucleotides long. RefSeq names its product Larval cuticle protein 9 (gene Lcp9). The record is from RefSeq and is a predicted model, not a curated record. Gene Ontology annotation, cellular component: chitin-based extracellular matrix. Gene Ontology annotation, molecular function: structural constituent of chitin-based larval cuticle. NCBI's taxonomy places the organism in Eukaryota, Metazoa, Arthropoda, Arachnida, Araneae, Eresidae.